AUGAAUUGGGAAGCACCGAAGACGCCAACAGAAAUUCACAGCUUUCUGGGUUUAGCUGGAUAUUAUAGAAGAUUCAUUGAGUACUUCUCAAGAAUAGCUGCACCAUUAACUUCUUUGACCCGCAAGAAUGUAAAAUUUGAUUGGGGUCCAAAACAACAAGAAUCUUUUGAGAUUCUUAAGCAAAAGUUGAGCAAUGCUCCAGUAUUAUCUUUACCCGAAGGAGUUGAAGAAUUUGUUGUAUAUUGUGAUGCUUCACACACCGGUAUGGGUUGUGUACAUAAGGUGAUUUCCUAUGCAUCAUGA
This is a messenger RNA of Helianthus annuus (common sunflower), 303 nucleotides long. RefSeq lists its product as uncharacterized. Lineage: Eukaryota; Viridiplantae; Streptophyta; Magnoliopsida; Asterales; Asteraceae. The coding region runs from base 1 to 303 and encodes 100 amino acids. The record is from RefSeq and is a predicted model, not a curated record. The transcript has a single exon.